Scheffersomyces coipomensis is the source of this 3885-nucleotide messenger RNA. RefSeq names its product DNA-directed RNA polymerase (gene RPO41). The transcript has a single exon. Gene Ontology annotation, molecular function: mitochondrial promoter sequence-specific DNA binding; DNA-directed RNA polymerase activity. Gene Ontology annotation, biological process: mitochondrial transcription. The record is from RefSeq and is a predicted model, not a curated record. Gene Ontology annotation, cellular component: mitochondrial DNA-directed RNA polymerase complex. NCBI's taxonomy places the organism in Eukaryota, Fungi, Ascomycota, Pichiomycetes, Serinales, Debaryomycetaceae. The coding region runs from base 1 to 3885 and encodes 1294 amino acids.
AUGUUAUCAAGAAAUGCUUCUCGAAUAAGAAUAGUGCAAGCUGCUGCCAGUAUAAGGAUUUGCCAUUUACGAUAUAUAUCUGCAAUUACAAAUUCUUCACCAUCAGCUGGUUUAACUUCAGGAGGUAAUUUUCCUAUCAUUAAUACUAUAUUGGAGGACUUGAAGCAAAAGAGACACGAACCAGAAUAUCCUUCCAUUCAUUCCAAAACCUUUUCCGAGAUAAAUCCUAAGGAUUUUGAAAAUAUAUCAGAUGAUCUUAGAGUUGAAAAAGCAUGGUCUUCAGAUUAUGACCCAGUAACAAGAUCACCUCUUGCUAAGGAUGUAUCUCAUUUACUGUCACUUUUGGAUGGGUUAUUAUCAAGUGGGAAUUUCGAUAGAGCAUUCCGAGUUUUAACUUCCAUUUAUCCACUUUUAUCAAAUCAUGAUUCAUUUGUGGAUUCUGUAAAUAGAUAUAUUGAACAAUGGAGUGUACAAGAAUCAGUAUCAAUCCAAGAAGUGGAAUUAUUCUUAAAAGAUAUUCAAAGAAAAUAUAACAUCUACUUGAAUGAUAGAACUUAUGCUAUUGUGCUUUCCAAAUAUAUGUCAAGUAAUGGAUCAUAUAUCUCUUAUUUAAAUAAAUUUAGUAAUCAAACUAAACAAAAAAUCUUUUCUCAUGUUGAAAUAUUGGGUAUAGAUGAAUUAUCAAGAAUAUUCGAAGAUCCUUCCAUAACUGAAAAAUGUGUGCCUAUAGAUUUAAUCGAAACUUAUAGAGAAGUGAAUAGAACUUCAGUGGAUGCUGAAAGAGAAGAAGCUGAAAGACCUCAAUAUUUCGAAGGUGGUAACAAAGAAGAAGCUCCAAUCAUUGAAAAGGAUGCUACUAACUUAUUACCAGUUGACUCAUUUGGGUUAAAAGUUAUCAGACAUACUCUUUUAGGGUUAAAAGAUCAAGGUGGAUCCAUUGAAAUUGAAAAAUUUCUUGAAAAUAUUGAAUCAGAUUUAAAAACUCAUUUAUUGCAUAACACAUCUAAUAUUAAAAAGGAUUACUUUGAAUUUUAUAAAUCAUUAAAGACAUCAGAACAACAAAGAGCUUUUAAUAAAGGAUUAGAUUUGUUCAAUGAAGGAAGACAAAGACAAUUGGAAAUCAGAGGGGUGGAUGGAGCCAGAGAAAAAUGGAAACAUGAAUUUGAUUUAAUGCAAAAGAGAGGUACCGUCAACUUAAGUAAAGGUUUAAAUGCUCAAUUAUAUCAAUGGUAUAAAGAUUUAUUACCAUUAGUUCAAGCCGAAGUGGAAAAGUGUAAACUAUUAUUGGGUGAAAUAGAAAGUGAUCAAAUUCUUUCUAAAGAUGAUAUCAAGACAAACAAGGAUAGAGAACAUUAUGCUCCAUACUUUGUUCUUGUCCCACCUGAAAAAAUGUGUGUGAUAAGUAUUCUUGAAUUAGUCAAGUUAAAUUCGACCGGUGGUAUUGUUAAUGGUAUGAGAACUGCCAGGGCUCUUCUUUCAGUUGGUAGAGCUAUUGAAUUGGAAUAUAAAUCACAAUCGUUAUUACAAUCAGAUCGUAAAAGAUUCUCCAAAAAGUUAAAGACUACAAAACAAUGGAAACAAAUGCUUAGAAGAAAAAAUCCUUCUAGUGCAUUAGAAGAUUCAGAAUGGACCCAUUCAGUUCAAGCUAAAUUAGGUGGUGCUUUAAUCCGUCCUCUUAUUUCCGUUGCCAAAGUCCCAGUAUAUGGUACAAAUCCAACCACCGGUGAGAAAGUCACUGGUAUUCAAUCCGCAUUCCAUCACACUUAUCAAUAUUUAAACGGUCAAAAAUUAGGUGUAUUGAAGAUUCAUAAGAACGUGAGUGAUCAAUUAGGUGGUAAUAAAUUCUCCAACAGUGUCCAACCACAACUUUUACCAAUGUUGGUUCCACCUCAAAGAUGGGAAGGUUACAAUCGUGGUGGUUAUUUAUAUACUCCUUCCAAUAUAGUAAGAGUCAAAGAUUCUCCAGAAACACUUGCAUAUUUAAGAGCUGCUUCAAAAAGAGGUACAUUAGAUGAUGUUUAUGAUGGUUUAAAUGUCUUAGGUGAAACUGCUUGGACUGUCAACCGUGAAUUAUUCGAUGUUAUUUCUCAUCAUUGGAAUACAGGAGAAGAAUUCCUUGAUAUCCCACCAGUUACCAAAGAUGCUGAACUUCCAGAUGCUCCUCCAGUUGAUGCUGAACCAAAAGUUAAAUUAGACUAUCAAAGAAAAAUGAAAGUCUUAUUAAAUGAAGUUGCCAGUAUCAAAUCGCAAAGAUGUGAUAUGAAUUAUAAGUUAGAAAUCGCUAGAGGUUUCAUUGGUGAAAGAAUCUUCUUCCCUCAUAAUGUUGAUUUCAGAGGUAGAGCUUAUCCAAUCUCACCUCAUUUCAAUCAUUUAGGUAAUGAUUUAACUAGAUCAUUGUUUUUAUUCUGGGAAGGUAAAGAAUUAGGAGAAGUUGGGUUAAGAUGGUUAAAGAUUCAAUUGGCUAAUGUUUAUGGGGUUGAUAAAGCUCCAUUUGAUGAAAGAGUUGAAUUUGUGGAGAAGAAUCUUGAAAAUGUAUUUGAAUCCGCUACCAAUCCAUAUAAACCAAAUUCUUGGUGGCAUAAAGCUGAAAAACCAUGGCAAGCAUUAGGUGUCUGUUUUGAAUUAAAUAAGGCAUAUAAGCUUGAUGAUCCAACUAAAUUUGUCUCCCAUAUUCCAAUUCAUCAAGAUGGUACUUGUAAUGGGUUACAACAUUAUGCUGCCUUAGGUGGUGAUUUUGAAGGUGCAAAACAAGUUAAUUUGGUUCCAGCUGAUAGACCUCAAGAUGUUUAUAAGUAUGUGGCAUCAUUAGUACAAAAGAGAGUAGACGAAGAAGCUGACAGUGGUAAUAAGUAUGCCGUAUUCUUAAAGGAUAAAAUCAAUCGUAAGGUUGUUAAGCAAACUGUUAUGACUAACGUUUAUGGUGUUACUUUCGUUGGUGCAAGUGCUCAAAUUAAAAAACAAAUUGAUCAUUAUUUCCCUAAAGAUGGCGAAGAAGAUCCAUCAGAAUAUGCCAGAUAUUUGACUCUUCAUGUGUUUGCAUCUAUUAGAGAAUUGUUCGAAGGUGCUCAUCAUAUUCAAGAUUGGUUAGGUGAAGCUGCCAAAAGAAUCAGUAAGUCUGUGAGAAUGGAAGAAAAGCCUGGUGAUGUCAAAGUUAAUCAUUUAUCUUCCGUUAUUUGGACUACUCCUAUAGGUUUACCAUGUGUUCAACCAUAUAGAAUUCCAAAGACUCAAUUAAUCAAAACUAAACUUCAAGAUAUUUCCAUCACUGAUCCAUUAGGUAUAAAUCAAGUUGAUCCAAGAAAACAACAAAUUGCCUUCCCACCAAACUUUGUCCAUUCUCUUGAUGCCACUCAUAUGUUAAUGACAUCAAAAGCUUGUGGUGAAGCAGGUUUAUCAUUUGCUGCUGUCCAUGAUUCAUAUUGGACUCAUGCUAGAGAUGUUGAAACCAUGAAUGCAGAAAUCAGAAAUCAAUUUGUUAAAUUACAUUCAAGUAAUUUAGUUCAACAGUUGAAAGAAGAAUUCGAAGCUCGUUAUAAUAACUUUUUACAAGUCAUUCAUGUCCCAGUUGAUCAUCCAGUGGUUAAAGAAGUCAAAGACAUAAGAAGAUCAAUUGUACAAAAGAUUAAACGAGCUCUUACUAUCGGUGAUGAGAUUCAUUUAGAAAAGCAACGUCGUAUAAUGCUUGCUUCUAAUAAUCCCGAAGCAGUCGAAGAAGGUAAGAACAUGGAAACUACCAUUAGCGUUACCGAAAAAUAUGAUUUAUAUUCUGUCGCUAUUGGUACAACUGGAUUCCCAGUUUUAGUACCAUUAAAAUUCCCAGACAUACCCGAAAGAGGUGGAUUUGAUGUCGAAACAGUUAAACAAUCUCCUUAUUUUUUCUCAUGA